AGUCCAACGGUUCAGCACUUGAGGAAGUUAAGGAUUUGGUGACAUUACACUCGAUUUUGCAGGAUGAUUCGAAGAACUUGCAGAUAUCGAUAACUGGAGACGUCACCUUCAGAGGUAGCGUGAGCCACAUUGUCAGUUGAGAGUUUAACAAGUGUGAAGACAAUUUUGUCUGAACUGUAUCCAGUUUCUGUGCAGUGUGCACGUACUGUAUAUCGACUAACUUUUCUGUAACUGACGCCCACGACCCUGUCCGGAACAUGCCGGUAUUAAAACGCUAUGUAAACGAUGACGCAAACUAAAAGAAGUCUAUGUACCGAUUUAUACUCUGUUGUAAACAAGCCCUUACCUUCCUUCUGUUGGAGACCUGACCCCUGCUGACUGAAAUAAUAAUAGUAUGCCCCGACUACCUCUGCACAGACACAGGCAAUUGGAAAGGCUGUAUGCAUCUAUUGGGCUGCCCAAAGAUGCUUUGUGUCCAAAUCCUUUCCGCAUGCCGUCCCCAGGAUGCCAGCACUUGCUCUGGGUGAGUGGAACUUUGAGUGGUGGGCUGUGAGGAAGGGUGUCCGAGUGAAAAGACCAGGAACCUGCUGCUCAAACACAGCCAUGGUAGACUACAAAAUGUUUUCACUUUAAUCUACAUUAUUUACAGGAGAAAAGAGCUCUGAAGCGAACGUCUCAUCAUUUAGACAAACUAGACAACCAACCGCCGUGCUGUUUCUGAGAAAUGGGCACAUUAAGGCAUAGGAUCAAAGCAGCUCAGGUUCGCCAUACAUUCAUCGCCAUGCUUUCCUGUGUGGCUCCGUCCUGCUGCUGGUUAUCAUGUUACCAGUGUAUCGACGUGGAUGGACGUGACCACAGAGCAGCCCUGUAGUAGUAAACUGGUCAGGGGAUAGUUGGAUAAUGGAGGGACAGUGGACUGCAGACGGUCUCCCGAGACCCCCUGGUGGUCCUAUCAGUUUACCCCCACAGGAAGGGUGAGUCCACUCAUAACACAGAUGAGAACGAUAGAAAGGCCAUGAAAGACCACUAACUUCCACUAAUGGUAGUCUACACAUAGCUGGGUAGAACUCAAGUUAAUACCCUGAGAGAAGUUCUUAUAACCAAGCGUUACAGAAAAGGUCCUCUAGAGACAGAGCAGGAGGGGCCAGCUCUCUAAGGGAAAUCUACUAAACCAAUCCCUAUUUCAUGUAGACAUUUAAUCAGACAAUUCACCUGAACCGUGUCCAGUAAAUCACACGCAGUUCCUGAAAACAAACAACACGGUUGUUUCCCUUUCCCCUCCCCCCUUUCCUGCUGUUUUUGCCUCUCUAGUCUUUUGGAGGCUGGGAGAUUUUAGCUUGCAAUACAGAUGAAGAUGACAGUGACACCACUUAAGUGUUUUAGAUGGUCAAAUGAAUGUGAUGGAGCCCAGACAGAGAUAUGAACUGUAGGCACUCAUGAUUGCAACAUGGAUGGAUGCUUUCUGAGAUGAUGACAUGAGCAGUUAAGGGAAAGCAUUUAAAAGGCCACCCCGUUAUUAGUAAUCCAAACUAGUGAACAUGCAGAUAUUAAUAAAGUAUAUAAAUACAUUAAAGUUAUCUAGCAGAUAUUCUUAUCCAGAGCAAUUUACAGUAGUGAUUGCAUACAUUUUCAUCAUUGUUUUUGUACUGUGUCCCUUUGGGAAUUGAACCCACUACCCUAGUUUUGUAAGCACAAUGCUCUUACCAAAUGAACUACAAAGGACCCAGUUUUAUUAAAAGCGGUGGCAUUUAACUUAUAGAAUCCAGUCACCCAAUACAUCAUCCAGUGUAAGAUAAAUUACACCACUGCUAUUUUUAAACUCUGGUUAAGAGCUGAUUGCCUCAGUGGACAACAGAGUGGAUCAGGGCUUUCUGUAAUUCCUCAACAUCGUGCCUCAGUGUUGUUGCGAAGCCAGGAGAUGCCAAGAAAAUGUACUUCAGUUGGCGCCAAGUUCCCCAUACUGUAAUAAAAUGCUCUUAAAUCAACCAACUGUCGAGGAGAAGGCGAGAAGGAGUGCUGUGAGUGUGAAUGGAGGUUGAAGGUCUUUGGCAGUAUUAUGUAAGGAAUGUUUAAGGGGAAUGCCUGAAAAGAAAAACAGCUACUUAACUUAUGCUUUUUUAACACGUUGCUGUGUGUGUGUGUGUGUAUAAAGCAUCUUGUAACUCAUUUUGUGGCAAAAGUUAAUUGGCUGGCCUGUAGGCCAAGGACAGUUGGCAACGUGCGUAGUCACCCAUCCUUCUGUACAGUGCCAUCACUGGUUAUUCCUGGGCCUGGGAUUCUACGCCGCUAUAUACAGCCCAUGACAUGUACAGUAUAAAUACAGAAAGGGUGGAGAUGGGAGGAUGCAAAGUUUUCCAAACUGUAGCCGGGCAAGAGUUCAUGUUAUUUCUGUGGGAUUCUUUUUUUUAAUGGAACCACUAACAUCCAUGCUAAUUUAGCUUCCUAUCAUUGGCAUGGCGAGGCCAUGUCCUGCUGAAGUGUACUGGCACACUAUUCAGUUUUCUACAGGUUCAGUUUCUUAUUCUGUUUGACAUUGCUGGGUUUAUAGAUUAACCAUUUUUAUCAUCCCGGGCUACACACCAAAGCAUUCCAUAUUCUUUAAUACAACGAGACGGGACAGCUCUGACACAUGCCAUGCAUAACCUGUUGCCAUGGGACCAACACCGCCCCUUGGCCAUGGAAUGGCAUGUGACUUGGUCAUGCACGACAAACACACGUGAAAGACAGUGACCGAGGUUCCAUAGAUAGGAUUGUGGUCACUAUUUCAGUAAAACACCACACUGACCACCUUGGGGAAUAUCUAAACUCACUGGGUGACGUCACCCUGUAACCUGGGAACCAGUCCUGACAGUUACAGUUAGAGGUCACUCUUACUCAAGAAGGCAUCGAUUUGAUUGACGUUGGUGAAAAUGUGCUGUCCUCUGUCAGCCGUAGGCUUCUGUUGCCACACCUGGUCCGGAUGUUAUUGAAAAUGGGAAUUGGUUCUCCACUGUCUUACUUGGGGAAAUAAAUGAAACAGACCACAAACCCCAAAAGGUUCCUUAUUGCUGAAAUGGGUCUGUGUUUUGAUAUGAUUAAGGGUCUAAGGCUGAACAUGCCUAAGAAUCCAUUUGUAACACUCUUUAAACUGAUGGAACACAUGGACCAUAUGGUCUCUGACCGUUCUGGAUAAUCUUCCCAUAAUCAUACCCACAGCCAUGACUUCUAGGCAUGUUGCUUCCAAUGGCAUAUGCCACCAGCAUAGUAUAUGUGACUGACUGCCUGGCUGUGUUGCUGAUAUGCAGGCUCUCUCCUCUCGGCUGCCCCCAGGGUAGUGGGCUGUUUUGGGAAGCAUUGGGCCUUUCAGGAGUCACACAUGGCUGACAGGCAGUUGACAGCCCCCUCUCCCUGCCGGGUGCGUGUGCACGUGCACUCGCGUGCGUGUUUGUCAGGUUUCACAGUUAAUCAGAGAUGGAGUCUGUGUGAGGGAUUCAGUGUAGGAAGAGUUAUUUGCUACUGCUGUUGUGACUAUUGCCAACAUCCUGUGCUUUCCUGUGCCCACUUAUACCUCGGUGGAAUGGUGAUGCCAGCGAAAGACAAUAUUUACACAAUGUACAAAAUUGACCCAAAGAAAUGGGUGUUAAGCGCUUAAGAUAAUGAGAUAUGAGUGGAGGUUAACAUUCUGUAAGGGACCUAUCAGAAUCUCCCCAACAGAAACUCUGACAAGACAUUUCAAAUGAAGCGGUAAAAAAAAAGCUAAACAAAUGUGUUGCCCCCUCCCUGCGUGAUGGUGGCCAAUUUGGCUCAAACCUUGACUGCAGCGGUCAACUUGGCACAACUAAAGUAUGCCUUAGACUCACGUGCCCCCCUCAGCGACCCCACCCCAAACCAAUCCUAACUCCCACUGGGUACUGAGGUCUUAUAAUCAAGUCUGAGACUUGCCUUUUAAAAAUAUCAAACCUAUUUUAAUCGGAUGAGCUGCAGUCCCCUUCUCUCCAAUGGUACAGACGGACUAAUAAGAUAAAGAAGUACCAGCAGCCCACAGCUGACAGUGAUUCAGUCUACUCAAUUAGCUCUCUGGUAAAACAUGUACAGCUAUAUUAACUCAAGCUGGUGUUUCCAAUUCUUACCCCCUUCAACCACCCAAAUAAAACACAACUUUCUGGAGCCUUCAGUUUUAUUUGGCAUAUAAUUCUGUCGACCACAACAGAAAACGUCAAUUUUACAGCCCUUCAAAUGUCUCUCUGGGGACGAGAGUGAGCACUGUUUAACAUAUUUAGCCCUGGGUUAAACAGUGGUAGUAAAUUGCCUGUUAGGAGCGGCGAAAUACCGCAUCGCGGCUUCUGGAAGUGGUCAGUGGGGCCAAACGCUGUGCAUUCAGAACAUUCCUAAAAGUUAGCCAAUGUCAAGAAGGCCUCAUGUCACUUCAGAAUAGGACAAAUGGGUGUACGAUGUGUUCCUGUCCUGCUCCAGCUCCUUAAUGGGAAAGACGGAGCAUUAUAAUGAGUUCCUGCCCCUGAGGCUGGAUGUUGUAGUUUGCAGGGACAAAAAUGUCACUGGGCAAGUAAGGUAGUGGCAGCGGUUGUUAAGAACCAGCCACUUUGUAAAAACAAAAGUUAAGUAUUGGCUACUGGGGACGUUACUGAGUUGUACACAAUCCUACUGGUCUUCGCUCAUCCUUACCAUUGACAGUGAUAGCAAGUAACCUUUACGAUCCCAUUAUUCUUGAAUUAUUAUAAUCAUUUUAACAUUUUAGUCAUUUAAUACAUGAAAUGACUUUGUUAACAGUCUUGCAAAAGAUAUCCUUUUCCCCAAGCCAGCUAUGGGAUUCAAUCCAGCCACCAUUUGAUUAAUGUUUAGAUGCUGUAACCACUAGCCUACCUGCCACCUUUAGGGGCCAGUUAUGGGCAGCCCUAAUAAUCCUCUGUGUGUUUUGGAAAGAUGCAGGUUGGGUGCCAACAUUGUUGAAGAACACAGCUCCAGAACUUUCCAGUAGCGACUAAUCCUGUCUGCCAGUUCCAGGGGUUCUGUUUGGGUUUAAAGAGGUGCCCAGUUAAAGUGUUAUGUAGCGUAUUGUUUUGUUCUAGUUAAUAAAGUGGAAAACUGAAGCUCGGUUGAACCCCACGAGUGGCGCCGCUGGACUGAAAUGUCAUAACCUUGCAAGAGAAAUGUCUUGGAACUGAGGGUUUUGUACAUCAUGCAAUGAGAAAUAUCACGGGCAGACUGAGUUGUUGCACAACAGCAUGCCAAUCCUUUAGUAAUGUGUUUAGGAAAAACAAACCAAAGCUGGGGGGCAGGGAGGUAAAGUUUAAACAUUGUGAAGGAAGAUUCUGGUUGAAGGAGGUCUGCUGGCAAUGGCUAAAUGACAAUGUUCCUUUUGAGUGACACCGGUGAAGUGUAAAUCUGUGUUUCAUCCAGCCACUUGGCUGUGUGUGAGCCUGUGUUCAUAUGUGUGUAUAAGUUAAUGUGUCGCAGUAGUCGGGUUAGUCCUAGGUGGGUGUGUCGAGCUGCACCGCCCGGGGCCUCUGGCGGGGGCAGGAGAGCACAGAGGGGCGUGACAUCACAGCCAGGAUAUGACACGUCUGUCAGGUGAAGGUAAAGACCGUUCUCCAGGGACAAGUACAUCAUGGAAGGCCCGCCGGAGAAACUACGCAAGGAGUUGGAGGAAGAGCUUAAGCUGAGCAGCGAGGAGCCACGCAGUCAUGCUUGGUAUCACGGGAGCAUCCCAAGACAGGUGGCAGAGAACCUGAUUCAACGUGACGGGGACUUCCUGAUCCGCGACUCUCUGUCGAGCCCUGGGAACUAUGUCCUGACCUGCCAGUGGAAAAACAGCCCGCAGCACUUCAAGAUCAACAAGAAGGUGGUGGCCAUAAACGAGGCCUACUCCCGGGUUCAGUACCUGUUCGAAAAGGAGGGCUUCAACAGUGUGCCCGCCCUGGUGCGCUACUACGUGGGCAACCGGAAACCGGUGACCGAGGCGGUGGGUGCCAUCAUCUUCCAGCCCAUCAACCGGGCCCUACCCCUGCGUCGCCUGGAGGAGAAGUAUGGGGUGACCUGUGUCCGUGUCGAGGCCGGCUUGACCCAGCCCGAGAGGAAGAGCCAGACCUCUAAACGCCUAAGCCUCAACAUAGUGAACGGACACGCCCAGGACCACAGCCUCGGACGGGGCAACCUUCUGAGAAACAAAGACAAGUGUGGAAGCCAGCCGGCGUGUCUGAACCACGUUCAGGAGAGACGGAGGCCCCUGAAAACCCACCAAUCAGAGAGCUUCCUUCCUCUAGGCUCCAGGCCUCAUCCCCAGCUGAUGGACCACCAGCCCGGCCCCAAGUCCCCGGUGUUCAGGACGGGCAGUGAGCCAGCCCUCAGCCCCACAGUGCCAAGGAGGAUGGCUUUUGAGGUCCAAGCCGGGGAGGCCAUCCGUGGCUCGGAAAGCCAGCUCUGCCCGAAGCCCCCCCCCAAGCCCAGCAAGGUGCCCUCCAUGCGGACUCCCCACUCCCCACACCCGCAGCCCAUAUCUCCUCUGGCCACCCCCGUCACAGGUCCCACCGUUCCACCACUGAAGCCUAAGAAGCAGCAUCCGACCCACGCCGCCCAGCCACAACAGACCCCCAGCCCUGAGGUGAAUUAUGGUGAGCUGAGCCCAUGCGGCCCAGCGGACCGGGACAGGCUUCAGUCCCCGGGGUCGGACCGCCAGCCCAACAGCAGUUACGUGGAGAGGCUGAGGUCGGAGGAGAGCCAGAGGAGCAGCUUCAAACUGGACCGCAGUUCCUACCACCAUGCCAUGGAAGCCCUGGAGAACGGGGAAGAGGAGGCGGAGGAAAGAGAGGGUACGGCGAAGACGGAGGAGGCAGAGGAGGAGAAGGACAGAAGCUUCCGGCGACCGCUGUUUGAGACUACGUCGGUGUUCCGGCCGGGGGAGUUUGAGUCCAGGCUGCUGCCUGCUGAAAACAAACCCCUGGAGAUGAGCGUACUCAAGAGAACCAAAGAGCUACUGGUCCACGAAGACCACCGCGUCAUCGCCAAGCACAUCCUCAUGGCAGACUGCCAGGUUGCUAGGGUACUUGGAGUGUCUGAGGAGAUGAAACGUCAAAUGGGCGUGUCUUCUGGACUGGAGCUGGUGACCUUGCCCCAUGGCAGGCAGCUGCGUCAGGACCUAAUGGAAAGGCAUCACACCAUGGCCAUUGGGAUUGCUGUAGACAUCCUGGGCUGUACAGGAAGUCUUGAGGAGAGGGCCGCCACACUCAACCGCAUCAUUAUGGUGGCUCUGGAGCUGAAGGACUCAAUGGGGGACCUGUACGCCUUCUCCUCUGUCAUGAAAGCACUGGACAUGCCUCAGAUCACACGGUUAGACCACACGUGGACCAUGCUGAGGAGGGCGUACACACAGACUGCCAUUAUAUAUGAGAAGUCUCUUAAGCCCUUUUACAAGGGGCUGUAUGAAGGGACAGUGGACAUGCCCCUGACUGGCAUCACGGUUCCUCCGCUGAUGCCCCUGCUGACCCUGAUGGAACGCCCGGCAGUGGUGUUUGAGGGUAUGGAGCUGUGGGAGAGCAACGACCAGGGCUGUGAGAUCAUGCUACGCCACCUAGAGGAGGCUCGCGGCGUGGCACGUAACGCUGACAAAUACACAGCCAACAGUGAAGGCAUCCUUCAAGGCUUCCAGGCUGACGAGGACCUGCUGGAGAUUUUUAAAACGGACUUCCAGCUACGUCUCCUGUGGGGCAGCCGAGGGGCGGCGGUCAACCAGACGGAGAGAUAUGAAAAGUUCACGCUCAUUCUGACCGCUCUGUCCAGAAAACUGGAGCCAACAGUCAAACACACAGAACUCUAG
Messenger RNA from Esox lucius (northern pike), 7810 nucleotides. It is a transcript of the gene bcar3, whose product is annotated as BCAR3 adaptor protein, NSP family member. Gene Ontology annotation, biological process: positive regulation of peptidyl-serine phosphorylation; small GTPase-mediated signal transduction. The record is from RefSeq and is a predicted model, not a curated record. Bases 5606 to 7810 code for a protein of 734 amino acids. NCBI's taxonomy places the organism in Eukaryota, Metazoa, Chordata, Actinopteri, Esociformes, Esocidae. The transcript has 10 exons. Gene Ontology annotation, molecular function: guanyl-nucleotide exchange factor activity; phosphotyrosine residue binding.